AUGGCAGACGACGAGUUCGCCGAAGCCGCAGAGCGAAUGGAGGGCAUGGCGCUUAGAGGUAAAGGCAGAGGAGGACGGGAUCGACGCGGCGGCGGUGGAAGGGGAGGUGGAAAGGGACAGGACCGUGAGAUGUUGAUUUCGAAGGCGCUGUCGUCGCUGCUCCGACAUCAGGCUGAGAACGCGGGGAUUAAGCUCGAUGGUGAGGGGUACGCGCCGCUGGAUAAAGUGAUCCAAUGGCCGCGCAUCCGCUCGCUCAACCCGUCCUUCGACGAGAUCCGCUCCUCAGUCGCGGACAAUGCCAAGCAGCGCUUCGCCAUGAAGCCCAAGGACCCAUCUAUGGAUGCGGAAAGCGCGCCGGCUGACCCGACCGCGUGGCUGAUCCGCGCUAACCAGGGCCACAGCAUCGCGCUCGAGGCUGAGGCUAUCCAUAAACCCGUCACCCUGGAAGAUGCUAACGUGCCGCCGAUCGUCGUCCAUGGCACGUACUUCGCUUUCUGGCCCGCUAUCGUGGCGUCUGGUGGGCUGAAGCGCAUGGGCCGGCAGCACGUGCACUUCGGGACGGGGCUGUUGCCCGAGGACGGCGAUGCUGGUGAUAGUGGUGUGGUUAGUGGUAUGCGGUCUGAUGCAGAGCUGCUUAUGUUUGUGGACGUGGAGAAGUGUCUGAGAGAGGAUAACGGGAUUAAAUGGUGGAUCAGCGCGAAUGGCGUCGUGCUGACGGAUGGGAAUGAGGAUGGUUUGGUGCCGCUGAAGUAUAUCAAGGAGGUGAGGGGGCGUAAGCAGGGUGUGGGUGUCCUAUGGCGAGAUGGCGAGAAAGUAGCGGAUUUACCGCCGGAUAUUGUUGUGAGGGCACCUAUGGGGAAGGGUAGAGGGGGUGGAGGUGCGGGAAGGGGAGGAAGAGGAGGAAGAGGAGGACGGAGAGGUGGAAGGGGGGGAGGUCAGGGGGAGACAAAGUGA
This is a messenger RNA of Daldinia childiae, 954 nucleotides long. RefSeq names its product tRNA 2'-phosphotransferase 1. The record is from RefSeq and is a predicted model, not a curated record. The transcript is spliced from 2 exons. Gene Ontology annotation, biological process: tRNA splicing, via endonucleolytic cleavage and ligation. Bases 1 to 954 code for a protein of 317 amino acids. NCBI's taxonomy places the organism in Eukaryota, Fungi, Ascomycota, Sordariomycetes, Xylariales, Hypoxylaceae. Gene Ontology annotation, molecular function: tRNA 2'-phosphotransferase activity.